This is a messenger RNA of Procambarus clarkii (red swamp crayfish), 4922 nucleotides long. RefSeq lists its product as uncharacterized. NCBI's taxonomy places the organism in Eukaryota, Metazoa, Arthropoda, Malacostraca, Decapoda, Cambaridae. The record is from RefSeq and is a predicted model, not a curated record.
UUGAGGAGUGAGGGUGUGUCUCUCGUUAAUCUUGGGAAGUUUUGUGCGUUCCCUAUUUUGGAAAGGCAGUUGUUGUUUUGCCGGCUCUUAUAUAAAUGAGAUGAGAACCAAACACAUAUAUGUGAUUCCUUUAAUAUAAAUUGGAGCAACACGCUGGUGAUAUACAAACAUUUAUUAAUCAGGUUGUGAUGGCAGCCGUGUCGGCCAGAAGGUGACUGCGCAGCCAUGCAUCUCGCCGCCAUGUUGCUCCUGGUGGGCGUGCUGCUGGUGACCUCGUCCAGGGCGCAGGUGGGACUGCGCACGGCACCGCUCACCGCACCCAGGGCACGCGACAACACCAGCACCAACAGCAGCAGUCUGGGGCUCUUCUCCUCCAAGUGGUCAGGAAUGGAGCUACGCCACAAGACCAACAACACCAGCAGCAUCGAGAGCUCCCUGGCGGCCAUCUUCCGCGGUGUGGCCUACGGUGUCUCCACCAGCCACCCCUCCACCACCACCACCACCUCCACCCAUCGCCCCACCCCCAGCUACAAACUACCCCAGGACUUUCCCCCAAGGGAUGACUAUGGGUAUAGGGCUUCAGGACCGCCUGUCUGGUCAUCCCAGCCUGGCCUGGAGCUGGAGGUGCAGCAGAAGGCGGUGACGGACCAGCGGGGCGUCAAGCGCAUGGGUAACCGGCCGGUUCAGACGCCGUACAUAGAGGCGCCUGUGAACACUGCGCCGGAUGCCACCAGAGACCAAAUGGUGAACCUGGACCGACCGCAGGAAGUAGAGGUGGUUCGAGCAGACGUGGGUGUUGGCCUGAGCAAGGUGGCAUGGGUGCGGGCCUUGGGGACGGUGUGGGUCGUGCAUGUGUACUGUGCAGCUGGCCUGUACAGCCUGCUGGCACUGCUGGCACUGUUCUGGCUGGCGCGUGUGCAUGCGGCAGCGCACCUCCUGCCCCGAGGAUACUACAUCACCCUCCACCUCCUGAUGUUCCUUGCUGCCUUUCUGCGCUGUGUCCACCUCUUCCACGACCCCUACGGCGCUGAGCGUCGCCUGCCCGUUGCACUCUCUGCCGUCGUGGAGGAAACCGGAUGGCCCUGUCUCACUGCAGCACUGGCAGUAGUGGUCCUGGCUAUAGUGAGGGCAUGGCGCUGCCCACGACUACUGCCCAGGAAGCCCCACGCACCAUUAGCCCUUGCCCUCCUAACUGCUGCUCAUCUCUUGGCAUCGAUUGCUGCUCAUUUGACCUCAGCAUUGCUGCCCGAGCACGCUGCCCCACUGAGGGCUGCUGCUAGGGCUGUCACUGCAGCCUGGGGCGGCGCUGUGGGCAUUGGUGGCUUCCUCUCUGUGUGGCGGGUCGGGCGUGGAGCCGGCCGCCAUCCAGGGCUGCUCCUGGUCCGGUUGAGUCGAGCGCCACUGGAAGGAACUCUGCCUCCUCGUCACCCGCGGCUCGCCCUUCUGCGUGGCUCCCACCUGACUAUUGUGGCCUCCCUACUGCAGGUGCUGGUGGCCGGUCUCCACAUGUAUGCCCUGGUAGGUCCUCACUACAUCUUCGAGCUCCCACCAGCAUAUCCCUGGCACUGGCUGGCCUAUCAGAGCACCUGUCGCCUUCUGGAGGUGCUCAUGUGGGUGCUGUUGGGUGUGGCCUCGACUCUUACUCUGGGGGGAUCUUCGGGGAAGCGGCAGAACCACAAGGGGGAGAAGAGAAUCCUUGCGGUGUUCUCCUGUAGGCGGUGUGGUAGUUGCUCCAGCAUCACAACUCAAGACAAGGUUGAUGAAGUUUUCCCUGCUGUCUGCCAGACUAACCAAGCCGUGAGGAACUUCACACUGCAGUCCUGUGGGAAGGUUGUUUACCAGGAGGCACUGACACAGGAGCCUCUUGCCCGGCGGGCCAACACAGUCCGGGUCUCUCACAAACGACCAUCAAUACGCAAAUCUGCCACUCUCCACUCUGGCACCUCUGACAUCCAUCUCCUGUGGAACCACGGCAACACCCUCGGCGCCCUUCCCCCGGAUUCUGCCUCUAGGCCUUCCUCCAUGCUCUUCAACGAUGCUGGCUUCGUCAGAUUCAGGAUGCAAGUCGACCCUCAGCAAGGCAUGGACGAGGUCCUCCGAAAGUCCCUACAGAACCUGGAAAUUCAAGCAGACGCUGCAGAUUCGAAGCUCCUGCAGCAGGUUCCCAAGGACGACCCACCUUCGUAUGACCAGAGCCUCUAUGCCAACACCCCUCAGCCCGAGGAAAAGUCUCCAUCUGCGAAGUCCAAGAGUUCCCCGAGAUAUGAAGACCCAUAUGACAGCAACCAGUUUGGGCACCUCUUGCAGAACCGCAUCAACUCUGAGCUGUACUGUGGGCUGGGAGACAGCAGACACUGCAGGAGCGAUGCAGCGAGUGUCACGGACUACAGCUCUACGGAUGCCCUCUCUCCCGCACCUACAGCUGACAAUGACUGGUCCAAGUAUGCCAGUACUUGUUCCUCCAUCAGUGCCGCCAAUAGCUUUGACGUCCGCAUGUACGAUGACUUUGAAGUUGCUCCUUAUUACCAGUCGUCAUCCACCGCUUCCUCGCAUGUGUACGCUUCUCUACACCGACCGGUUGCACGUGCACGUCUGGCCCGCCAACGAGCUGUGUAUGUUGAGGGGGAGCCUGCUGUACAUGGCUACGAAGGCCGGCAGGCAGUGGAGCAGCUGACGGCGCUGCUUGCACCCCGCACUUCAUCUACCUCACCUCAGUCUGACAUUCAUGUCGACUACCUGACAGACAUCUCCCACGACCGUCACACGCGUGGCUCAGACUCUGAUCUGUGCUCCACUGGCAGCCGGCACACUCGCCACAGUCGGAAACAUGACAGUGAUGAGCGGCCAUCUCCAGGGGCCUGGCGACAACCACACUCCCGUCGUCUCAACCUUCACGACAUUACUCCAGACUCGGCAGUAGUGGUGGAUUACGCAGGCCACACUGAUGAGGCCUCUGGAGAUGAUGGCGAGGUGCUUCACCGUCUGGGCCAGCCGCUGCCUCCCAGGCCAUGUCUCCUCACUAAAAUUGUUAAGAACAACUUUUCCCUGAACUGCAGUGGCUACACGCCUUUAGGCAGUGAAGAUGUCUUCAGCCUUCCACUUCACCACCAGCAGAUACUGUUGAAGCAGGUACAGCAGCAGAAUCUUCAGCAGCGGAGUCUAGCUGAAGAGAAGUGUGAAAGGUUACGACCGUGUGGGCACCGUCCCAGAAAGGUUCCUAGAGAAGACCCCAAAGUCACUAGUCCGGUUAAACUUCCUAUCCACCACCGUAAACUUUCGCCAAAUGAACCUCUGCAGAAGCCUACGCCCAGCCAGGAGGAUGAGCAACACAGCCUCGACCCAGACUCUCUUGGAGUGACAGAUGGUACAACGCAAACGGAACCUCGGGUGUGGCCUGGCGUGUCACCCUCCUCGUCCCGCCCUGCCUCCUCCCUCGCCUCACACUCUGAUCUUCCUUCUGAAUGUGUAGACUCUGAGGACGAUGCCACCUACGGUAACAACCACGAGAACCCUAGCGAUCGUGGGGCCACGCCAGACUUGCCAACCAUCGACAAAUGGCCAUCCCCGACCCGUCUGCAGGCAGCCGUGUGACCUCGGGUGACCCAUGGAGCCAACUAUUCCAGCAACCUUGCUCACAGACGCAGACGAAGCUGCAGUUUACCAGUCACAGACGCAGACUACAGGACCAUCAACAAGACUCGACACCGGCAAUAGUGAGCUCCUUAAAAAGAGCCGGAUAUUAAUGAUGGUGCUCCUUAAGUGUGUGUUGUGUGCUGGAUGACUGUGCCGGGCAUGACGGGGCCACCUCAGCCGUGCGGGUACCCACGGCCCCAUGACAACACACCCACUGCUCAGUGACCAUGUGAUAGUGUUGUCAAGUUUUAACACUCAAUGCCCCACACAAAGGCUCAAAGGCUUUGCACUUUUUUAUACACAGGAAGUAAUUUUACCCUUAUAAUUGGGACACGAAUGAGCAUUUUUCUUCCAAGUGUCUCUUGUCAUCUGUCAAUGUAAAUAGUGUGUAUAGUGACCUAAUGAGAUAAAGGUAGCAAAUGCAUAAUUGUGUGCAAGUGAUUAAGCAUUGCCAAGGGCGAGUGUGUAACUUAAUUGUGUGUUGUCUCCUAUGGUAGAUAAACACUCAAAUUAGCCAUAAGUCUGUUACAAGGGUGAUUGAUUUAGCUAAUCAGUCAAGUACAAGCCCUAUUUGUGAUAUUACAACCAUACGAAGAGGGUCGGGAGACUCUCCUGUCUUAAGACGCUUGUGUGCUUCUUGUAUUAACUUAAACAUGCAUGUAUCAUACCUAUUAUUUCUAAUAUGAAUUUCUACUAAGAAAGCUUGACACAUUAACCUUUAUUAUAUUUAAGAAACAAGACAGCAUUAUUUCAGUUAAUUUAUACUAAAAAAUAAAGUACUGUUUAAAUAAAAAAAAGUGUUUUGAUGUAACAACUGCGGCUGCAAACUCCUCUCAGGCACCGACAGCUCGCUGGAACACACACUGCUACAGCACACGUUGCUGCUCUCAAUAUGUUGUACAGGGGAACCACAGGUGUGUUGUGGGUGUACCACAGGUGUCUUGCGCAGGUGUAUCACAGGUAUAUUGUGCAAGUGUACCACAGGUGUGUCGUGCAGGUGUACCAUAGGUGUGUUGUGGGUGUACCACAGGUGUAUCACAGGUGUCUUGUGCAGAUGUGCCACAGGUGUCUUGUGAAGGUGUGCCACAAGUAUGUCAUGCAGGUGUGGCACAGGUGUCUUGUGCAGGUGUACCAUAAGUAUGUCGUGCAAGUAUGCCACAGGUGUCUUGUGAAGGUGUGCCGCAAGUAUGUCAUGCAGGUGUGACAGGUGUCUUGUGCAGGUGUACCACAGGUGUGUCGUGCAGGUGUGUUGUGCAGGUGUACCACAGGUGUGUUGUGCAGGUGUACCA